UCAGGAAUCCAUUAGAUACAUUAUCGGAUUGCUGGUAAUAAAUUAUUCAUAUAUACCGACAUACACGUAUUAUUCUUAAAGAAAGAUAAGAACCCCGAACUCGUCAACAUGCUUUUAAAAGUGUAUAACUCUCAUCCAUACUGAGCAUUUCGUUAAUUGAGCUGCGGUCGCAAAGAUCACGAAAUGUUUUGCAGCAAGUUGCAAGUGUGUAUUGUAGUCCUUUUGGCCACAUUGGCCCUUAUUGGAUACUGUGAAGCGGGCCUAUACAGUCUGCCGCCACUGGAUGGUGAGAAUCCUUCAGCGCGUUUUGUAAAUGGUAGAAUCGUUACUAGUGGUUCGCCGAGAGCUGACCUCAACUAUCGACUACCGAACGCCACCGAACCCGUGCACUACGACGUCGUACUGACGACAAACGUACAUAACGGCACAAAGAGUUUCCAGGGCACAGUUAAUAUUGUUAUUAGAGUGAUCGAAGAUACAACGACAAUCGUUUUGCAUCAACGUCAAUUGAACAUUCUUCAAGCGACUAUAAAAAAUACCGCUUUAGCUAGUGCUACUGAGGAAACUUUAAAUAUUUCUUAUGAAGAAGAGCGCGAAUUUCUAAGUCUGACGCCAGCCAAUCAAACGCUCACAUUUACCCAAGGCAGCAACUGGAAUUUAACCAUUAGCUAUACCGGUGAAUUGCGUGAAGACAAUGGUGGAUUCUACCUUUCAACCUAUACUGAUGUCCAGGGCAGAGAACGUUAUUUAGCAACCACACAAUUCGAGUCGACCGAUGCACGUCACGCCUUCCCUUGCUAUGAUGAGCCAGCCAAACGUGCGACAUUCAGCAUUAUCAUUAACCAUGAUCCUUCUUAUAACGCCAUAUCCAAUAUGCCAUUGGACGGAAACCUCAGCACGCCUGGCUACUCCGUUUUCGAACAAACUGUGAAUAUGCCGUCUUAUUUGGUCGCAUUUAUUGUGUCCGAUUUUGAGUAUACUGAAGGUAUCUUAAAUGCGCGCCCACAACGCAUUUAUACACGUCCCGGCACUGUGGAUGAUCAAGAGUUCGCUUUAGUCUCUGGCUUAUUGUUGCUGCGUCGUCUUGAAGAAUACUACAAUGUGCAAUUCACUUUGCCGAAAAUCUAUCAAGUUGGUGUACCCGAUUUUGCAGCUGGUGCUAUGGAAAACUGGGGUUUGGCUACAUAUCGCGAACAGUAUAUGUUAUACAAUACCGAGAACUCUACGACGAAUACACAAACAAAUAUCGCAACCAUUGUUGCACACGAAUACUGUCAUCAAUGGUUUGGCAAUUUGGUAGCCAUUAAGUGGUGGACAUAUCUUUGGCUUAAAGAAGGUUUUGCUACAUUGUUUUCCUGGCAGGCAACAGAUGAGGCUUAUCCGGAGUGGGAUGUAUAUCAAAUGUUCCUUACUGACGACUAUCAUCGGGCACUAACCGCUGAUGGUACCGGUCAAUUGAGUCCAAUGUCGCAUUAUGUGCAAACACCAGCGGAAAUUUCAAAUCGUUACGAUUCCAUUUCAUAUUCGAAAGCUGGCUCCGUAUUAUACAUGUGGCAGAGCGCGUUCCCUAAGAAUGUCUUCCGCCAAGGCUUGAAUCUCUAUUUGACUUCAAACCAAUUCAGUGCCGCUGAAGAAGAUCAACUUUUCGAAGCUCUUGCCAUUGCCGCCGGUGCUAACAACGUACCGCUUCCGGCCACUAUGCAAAAUAUGUUCUCUAGCUGGUCUCGUCAAUCGACCUAUCCUCUGUUGACCGUUACUCGUAAUUACAACGGCAAGUCGUUCAGCGUACAGCAGGAAGCCUUCUACGAGGAUACUAACACAAAAUCGGAUCAAACUUGGUACAUACCCGUUAACUAUGCGCACAAAUCGAAUCCGGAUUAUCGUAAUACUACCGCUUCGCAUUUCUUACUGAAUGUCACAGAGAUCCAAAUCCAAGAUAAUGAUUUGGCAGCUGAUGAUUGGUUGCUACUUAAUAAACAAUCGACCGGUUUUUAUCGUAUCAAUUAUGAUGAGCAAAAUUGGAAGCUCCUUAGUGAAGCGCUACAAAAAGAAACAUUUAAAUUCGAUCCACGUAAUCGUGCACAACUUAUUUUUGACGCCUACAAGUUCAGUUCGACUGGACGCCUCAGCCAGGAUAUCUUCUUGAAUUUACUACAAUACCUGCCGAAUGAAGAUCAAUAUGCGCCUUGGACAACUGUCUACUCCAUAAUGGUUACUUUCAAUAAUUACCUGAACGGUGAUGAGGAUUAUCAAAAUUUCCAAUUAUUUGUUGGUGAAUUGGUUUCAAAUAUCUAUGAAAAAUUAGGUAUCAAUGACGUAGGUGGCGAACAUCAUCUUACCAAAUCCAUACGCAAUAUUGCCAUUAAUCUUGCCUGUAUGGCUGGCAUUGAGAGCUGCAUUCAAGAGACCAAUAACAAAUUAAAAGAACUCGUUGAUAAUGGUGUAGCAAUCGAACCAAAUCUACAACGACAAAUCUAUUGUAAUGGUCUAAUGCAAUCAGGCGAUGCCGAAUUCAAUUAUGUAUAUAAUGAAUUAAUGGCAUCCGAUGAUCAGGCAUUGCGUCGUACACUCAUCGCAUCGUUGGGUUGCUCGAGAACUCAGUCUCAAUUGCAAAACUUCGUAUACAGCUCAAUUGAUGAGUCCGCCGGCUGGCGUGUACAAGAGCGCAUCACAAUACUUAGUGCGGCAUAUUCGGCCAAUAGUGUUGGACUUAAUGUAAGCAUUGAUUUUCUCAGCGAAAAUUGGGAGGCUUACAGCAAUUUGACGCCAGGUUUCGGUGGUGAUAACCCGCUCAAUGCCGAUAUCGUAGGCAUGGCCGCAUACGUGGUCAAUGAGGAACAGCAAGCCAAAUAUUUGGCGCUGGUAGAUAAGGUUAAGGGCAGCAAUAAGGUACAAUCCAAUUUGGAGGAAGUCGUCAGGAAUCGCGUUCAGCGGAAUUUCGACUGGUUGCGCAACAAUCGGGCUCCGAUCAUGUCGUGGGUGAAUACAAACACCGUCAAAGCUGGCAGCGCGACGCUCAGCGCAUCAUUGGCAACGCUUUUCACAGCGUUAACGGUUGUGUUGGCACGUCAUUUUUGAAAUGUUAGUUUAAUAACUUGAAAUACAUAUGUACAUUUUUACAUAAUUGGCAACUUUUUAAGCAGAAUUUUUGUGAUUAAAACUAGUUUGUAAAUAUGAUAUUAAAUAAUAAAAAAUACAUUUUUACACACA
Messenger RNA from Bactrocera oleae (olive fruit fly), 3210 nucleotides. Lineage: Eukaryota; Metazoa; Arthropoda; Insecta; Diptera; Tephritidae. The record is from RefSeq and is a predicted model, not a curated record.